AUGUCCAUCCUAAAGCCUCCUUUGACGUCCCCUGACUCCCAGGAAGAGUCCUCCACAAUGGUUUCGUCCUCCACACACUCCUUGAGGCUGAAGUAUAUGUCUCUUGGGGUUCUGGUGUUGCAGACCACGUCACUGGUGCUCACCAUGCGCUACUCUCGCACCCUGAAGGAAGAUGGCCCCCGCUACCUGGCCUCUUCUGCUGUGGUGUCAGCCGAGGUGCUCAAGAUCCUCACCUGCACCCUCCUCGUCUUAUCUGAGAACAAUUUCAGUGUGCGGGCAUUGAACCAGCUGCUGAAGGAGGAGAUUGUGAACAAGCCUGUGGAGACCAUGAAGUUGGCUGUUCCUGCAGGGAUCUACACACUGCAGAACAAUCUGCUCUAUGUUGCCUUGUCCAACCUGGACGCAGCCACCUAUCAGGUCACGUACCAGUUAAAGAUCCUCACCACAGCACUUUUCUCUGUCUCCAUGCUGGGGAGGAAGCUGGGCAUUUACCAGUGGCUCUCCCUGCUCUUCCUAAUGGCUGGAGUCACUCUAGUGCAGUGGCCCACAGAGUCUGAAGGGGACACAGAGCAGAAAGUCCUGUCUGCAGGCUCUCAGUUUGUGGGAGUGAUGGCUGUGCUGAUGGCCUGUGUGUCCAGCGGCUUUGCUGGAGUUUACUUUGAGAAAAUCCUCAAGGAGACAAAACAGAGUGUGUGGGUCCGUAACAUACAGCUGGGUCUUUUCGGCUUUGUGUUUGGCAUCUUAGGAAUGAUAAUAUAUGAUGGCCAGAGAGUGAGGGAUCUGGGAAUGUUUCAAGGCUACAACACAAUCGCCUGCACAGUCGUUGUCUUACAGGCUUUGGGAGGGUUGGUGAUAGCAGUGGUCAUUAAAUAUGCAGACAACAUCCUCAAAGGAUUUGCUACCUCUCUGUCCAUCAUUGUGUCUACACUCAUUUCAUAUUUCCUGCUGCAGGACUUUAACCCCACUAGCGUGUUUUUCCUAGGGGCAGUGCUGGUUAUUGCUGCCACAUUUCUUUACAGCUACAAGUGCAAACCCGCCUUUGGCAGCACCGUCAAAGUAUAG
Molecule: messenger RNA, 1062 nt
Organism: Scomber japonicus (chub mackerel)
Lineage: Eukaryota; Metazoa; Chordata; Actinopteri; Scombriformes; Scombridae
Gene: slc35a3b
Product: solute carrier family 35 member A3b
Exons: 7
Coding region: 1-1062 (353 amino acids)
Biological process (GO): pyrimidine nucleotide-sugar transmembrane transport
Cellular component (GO): Golgi membrane
Molecular function (GO): UDP-galactose transmembrane transporter activity
Source: RefSeq, a predicted model, not a curated record